AGAGAACGCAUGAUAAUCUCCCUCUAUCCCUCUCUUCCCAGCUUCCUCUCUUAUCUCUGUCUCUGUCUAACAUGGUGUCAACCGACGAUGUCCAAAACCCGGUACACAACAUCAGGCUGUCGUCGGUGGUGCCGGCGAGGGUGACCGGAGACGACAAGGUCCAUGAACUAACCAACAUGGACUUAGCCAUGAAGCUUCAUUACAUAAGAGGACUCUACUUCUUCGACAGUGACUCGGUCCGAGGUUUAGAUAUCUCACAGCUCAAGACACCAAUGUUUCAAUGGCUAGAUCUCUACCACCUAACUUGCGGGAGGAUCCGACGGUCAGAAAAAAACGGCCGACCAUUCAUCAAGUACAAUGACAGCGGUGUUCGGAUCGUCGAAGGUAGCUGUAGCAAAACACUAGAUGAAUGGCUGGGAUUGAAGGACCGUUGUUUAGUUGAUGAUGAUCAGCUUGUUUAUUGUCAAGUCGUUGGUCCUGAUCUUUGUUUUUCUCCACUUGUUUUUAUCCAGUUCACAUGGUUCAAAUGUGGAGGAUUAUCCGUUGGACUCAGCUGGGCCCACAUCCUUGGUGAUGCAUUCUCGGCUUCAACAUUCAUCAACAAGUGGGGCCAGAUCAUGGCAGGUCAUACUCCUCUGCCACCUCAGCCUCUCCGCAACAUCCCAAACUCCGAAAUUUGCCAAUUCCCACCUACACUUUCCGAGAAACCAUUUUCCCUGAAAAUGGUAGAACCAGUUGGUGAUUAUUGGCUAACUGCCAAUGACUGCAAAAUGGAAUCACAUUCCUUCCAUAUUACUCCAAAAAAACUUGAUCAUAUACUCUCAAUGACCCCUGGCCUAAACCAAGCUACUCAAUCUCAAUUUUUUGAAAUCCUCGCCGCGUUAAUGUGGAGAUCUCUAGCUAAGGUAAGGGGAGAAUCCGAGCCAAGGGUGGUGACGAUAUGUAAAAACAAUUCCCACAACAGAGGAAAUGAAAUCCCGAGUAACGGCCAAGUGAUUGGCAUUGUCAAAGCCGAUUUCAAGGUUGAGAAGGCGGAGUUACUAGAAUUGACCAAGUUGAUCGGUGAAAAAAUGUUGGAUGAGAGAAAUGUCAUUGAGGAGUUAGUGGAGAGAAAAAAUGAGAAAUUGGAUUUUAUAGUGUACGGUGCCAACCUCACAUUCGUAGAUUUGGAAGAGGUAGAUAUUUAUGGGUUGCAACUAAAAGGGAAGAAACCGGUUUUUGCAAAUUAUAUGGCUGCUGGGAUUGGCGAUGAAGGGACGGUUUUGGUGCUUCCAGGACCAGAAAAUGGCAAACAAGGCAAUGGAGAGGGAAGAACAAUAACAGUGAUCCUUCCUGAAAAUCAAAUGGUUGGUUUGAAGAAUGCACUCAGAAAAGAGUGGGGUAUUUUUUGAAGUUAAAAUUAUGGUUGUGGAAAAUACCCCUUAAUUCGUCAAAAUCGUAUUGAUUCGUAUCAAUCUGGAUUACUUUAUCCGUUAAUUGUGGAUUAAAUUUUAAAAUUUAUAAUUCGUUUUUAAAACCGUUCCGCUCUAUUACAGUUAAUGCAUAUAUAUGUUUUAA
Messenger RNA from Camellia sinensis, 1557 nucleotides. Its product is annotated as protein ECERIFERUM 2. The record is from RefSeq and is a predicted model, not a curated record. Lineage: Eukaryota; Viridiplantae; Streptophyta; Magnoliopsida; Ericales; Theaceae. Gene Ontology annotation, molecular function: acyltransferase activity, transferring groups other than amino-acyl groups.